AUGGUUAAUAAAAAUGAUUUAGUACAAAAAAGUAAUAAUAUUUAUUUUUCCAAUAAUGAAAACAUUAUAGAUAGGAAAAAUAAUAAUAAUUUGUUCAAUAUAAAAAUAAUAAAAUGUAAUACUAAAAAGGAUAGUUGUGCUUUGCUAUUUCUUCUUAUAAGUUUAAGUUGUGUUAUAUUAUUGUUUUAUAUAUAUGAGGCACCCUUUAUUAAUAUUGAUCAUUCUUCAACAUCCUACUGCAAGCAAAGUAGAUCCUUAUAUGAAUCCGAAAUAUUGCAUCAAGAAAGUUAUCAUAAUGAUCUGUUACAAUAUAAGAACCCUCAUAAGAAUAUACAACAGAAGGCAAGUGAUGGAACAUUUCAUAAGAAUGACUUAUUAAAAAAUGGUAGUAACCAUACUUAUGUAAAUGAUAUAUUGGGACAUGUAAAAAAUAAAGCACAUAAUAUAAAUAAUACAAAUGACAAAUUAAAGAAUAAAAAAUUUGAACCGCCAAGAGAUAUAUAUUCAAAUGUAGAAAAAAAAAUAAAAAAAGAAAAUUUGGAAGGACAUAAGAAUAAAUUGAAGAACCCUCAUUCUAAAUAUGAUGAAUUACCGAAAAGUAAAAAAAUAAAAAAAAUAAAAAAAAUAGAAAAAAUAGAAAAAAUACAAAAUAUAGAAAAAAUAGAAAAUAAUUUGAAAGAAAAAAUGAACCAAUCAGAUGAUACAUUUUAUUUUUAUGAUAAUUUUAAUAUGGAUAAAGGGUCCAAAAAUAUGACAACAUCAAAUAAGAUAGAUAAUCAUAACAAUACAAAUGAUAAUGACAAUAUUUCGUUAAAAGAAAAGAAAAAAACCUAUUAUGAUUAUUUUCCAUUGAGACGUUUUUCUUCAGAGGAAGAACUGGAAAUAUAUUUAAAAAAAAAUGGAUUAAGCCAAGAUCAUUUUGAUAGAUAUUUAGAAAGACAAUUUAUAAAUGAAGAACAAAAUAAUAAAAAAUAUAAUGCUAAUAAUUAUGAUGAUGAUAAUUAUGAUAAUGAUGAUGAUUUAUCCAAACAUAAUGUAUAUACAUAUAAUAAUAAUAAUAAUAGAUCAGAAGAAAACUUUUAUAAUUAUUUGAAUGAAAAUGGACUAACGGAGGAACAUUUCCAUCAAGAACUUUUAAAACGUUCCGUAUCAGAAAAUGAUUUGAAUAACGAUUUGAUAGUAGAACAAUCUUUAUCAUUACCAAAAAGAGAAGUUUCAAUAGAUUCCAUACUAGAGCAUACCUUAUAUAAAGGAAAAGAUACUUAUAAAUAUUUAUUAUCAAAUAGUAAAACACGAAGAAACUAUUCAAAUACAUCAUCCAUUUCAGCAUUUUCAAAAAGUAGUAGAAAUGUUUCAAACGCAUCAUCCAUUUCAGCAUUUUCAAAUAGUAGUAGAAAUGUUUCAAACGCAUCAUCUUUGUCAUCAUUAAAUCAAGAUGAUGAACACGAUGAUUUCAAAACAUAUCUAUUAAAAAAUAAUAUAACGGAAGAACAUUUUCAUCAAGAAUUAUUGAAAUAUAAUGGAGGGAGAAAACAAGAUAAGAAAAAGAACAAAAAGAAGAAAAAUAAAAAAAAUAAAAAAAAUAAAAAAAAUAAAAAAAAAGAUUUGUAUGUAAAUGAUGAUGAUUAUAAUAACUUAUAUAACAAUUUUGAAUUUGAACAAUAUAAAAAUUUUCUCAAUACAGAUAAUAAUAUAUAUGAAGAAGCAUUAUUAAAUUCUUUGAUGAAAUUUGUGUUUGAUGAUGAGAAUUAUCUCAAAGGUAAAUUCUUAAGAGGUUAUUUACUCAAAGAAGUUAUCUUAAAAAGUGAUUCAGAAGAAAUACAAAAUGCCCUAGAUUUUCUUCGUAUUGAUAUUGUAGGCGCACAACUUAUGACCUUGAGUCAAUUUAUAUAUGAAUAUGAAGAUAGAGAUGAACAAAUUAAAACCUUACUUGAAAUAUUUGUAGAAGAUUUAGAUGAACAAGACAAACUUGAUAUAUGUAAAAAUAUGAUACAAUAUAUGAAGUGCAAUGAUAUGGACAUUGAAGCAAUAUAUGAAUCUUUGUUAGAUCGAGAAUUUAAAAUUCCUAAACGAGUAAAAAUGAUACUUAAUUUAAAGGCGGGAAUGGUAUUUGGUGCAGCAAUCAUAUCGUUAAUUCUGUUUUGUUGUUGCACUACUGCAACAGCUGGUGGUGUAAUUGUUGGCUUGGGUUAUAUACUCUUAGGUUGGUAUAUAUCAUCAUUUAUUAAGGCCCAAAAGAAAUGGACUCGCCAAAGAUGA
Messenger RNA from Plasmodium adleri (nom. inval.), 2259 nucleotides. Its product is annotated as Plasmodium exported protein, unknown function. Lineage: Eukaryota; Apicomplexa; Aconoidasida; Haemosporida; Plasmodiidae. The coding region runs from base 1 to 2259 and encodes 752 amino acids. The record is from RefSeq and is a predicted model, not a curated record. The transcript has 2 exons.